Molecule: messenger RNA, 588 nt
Organism: Seminavis robusta
Lineage: Eukaryota; Bacillariophyta; Bacillariophyceae; Naviculales; Naviculaceae
Source: the annotation of a GenBank genome assembly
AUGUUCUUGAAGACUUUGUUCAGCUUUCUUCUUCUGGUUGUCGCCUUUUGCGCGGCACAAGACCGGGAUACCAUGCACGAUAUUCAAGUCGGUAUGCAGGGACUCAAGGAAGCUGCCAAGGACCCAGCUAUGUUGGCACAACUGAUCCGGGAUAUGCAGGACCCCGAAUUGAUGGCUGAAGCUCAAAAAAUGAUGAACAACCCUGAAUACAAAAAGAAAAUGGCAGAAUUGACCAAAGAUAAGGCAUUCCAAGAAUCCAUCAAAAAGACUACCGAUUCAUUGAAGGAUCCUAAUGCCGCCGCCGCCGCUGAAGCCAAGAUGGAACACAUGCUCAAGGUUGGUAAUGAUCAACUCAAAAAGAAUGCUGGAGAUCAAAUGAAGGAAGCCAUGAACGCCAUGUCCAACCCAGAAGUCAUGGCACAGAUGCAAGAUAUGUUGAAGGACCCCAAAUUCAUGCAACAGAUCCAAGCCAUGACCAAGGACCCCAACUUUAAGAGCUACGUUGAUGCCGUCCAAGAUAUGGUCAAGGACCCAGCCAUGAAGGCCAAGUUUGAACAGGUGGGACAAAAAGUCAAGGCUUCAAUGUAG